Cladocopium goreaui is the source of this 595-nucleotide messenger RNA. The record is from the annotation of a GenBank genome assembly. Lineage: Eukaryota; Dinophyceae; Suessiales; Symbiodiniaceae.
AAGCUUCUUUGAUCGCCAAGGGGGUUCAGGAGAAAUGGCAGACGAAGACAACUCCGAUAAGGAGCAAGAACAAGAGCCUGGUGAAAAACAGGACGGCUUGGCGGAGGAUGGAGAAAUAAAAACCGAUGAGGUUGACAAGGAAAAGGAAAAGGCAAAAUCCCAGGAAAGAUCUAGAGAACGAUCCCGGGAAAAGUCUCGUGAGAAGUCUCGGGAGAAGUCGCGUGAGAAGUCGAGAGACAAGUCCCGCGAGAAGUCGCGAGACAGAUCGCGUGAUCGGGAUCGAGGCCGAGACAGGGACAGAAGCCGCAGUCGUGGAAAAGACCGUGAAAGGAGGCGUGAAGAUCGAAAGGUCUUAGCUGUCUCCAACUUGAGUCGAAAUGUGAACGAAGAUCAUCUCAAGGAAAUUUUUGGCAACUACGGAAAGGUAAAGGAAGCAACCUUGGCGAUCGAUAAGACUGCAGGUCUCCCAAAAGGCUACGCGUAUGUUGAGUUCUACGAGGAGAGAGAUGCAGACAGGGCAAUCUCUCAUUUGAACACUGGACAAAUCGAUGGGAAUGUGAUCAGGGUGGAACAUCAAGCAGACCGUAAAAGAAGG